AGCCUAAUCUCACCGCGGUGGCGUCACCGCCUGCAGUUUGAAGCAUCCCCACCGCUGUGGAUCGUGUCUGCGACUGCUGCGGCUAUAAACUGAACACGGACACAGAUCAAGGCGAAGGCGAAGGCGAAGGCGAGUGGAAAGAGAGGAGAGGAGUUGCUGCGACUGUGUCUGCGCUGGGACCUCAAAUUCGCCAUCAAAUUGAGUUCGUAGAUUCCGGGUGAGUUCGGUGGAGUUCGGCAUUCGUGCUCAGUCACCUGGGCGGAAGAACUGCAGCCUACUUUGCGGGUAUCGAGUAGCGGAGGCGCCAAGAGCGGAAGGAGGAGUGAAAUUUUUCCGGGGAGAAGGUACAUGAGGUACAACUUAAGAGAAUUUCAAGGACCCUAGAGAGCUGAAGACUUGCUAUUGAUUUAAGUUUACAAAUGGGUGCUAAAGAGUAUGGUGAAGAAAGAGAUGAUUGUUCAAGUGAUUUGGAGAAGGAUUUUAAGCAUAGUAAUGAUGGUGAAUCAGAUUAUGAACCAGCAAGGGAUUCACUUUCAUCUCAAGGGGAAACUGCAACAAAUACUGACAAGGUAAAAAGAGCAUCAAGGGUUCCAAAGAAGGUUUCAAAAAGAGAAACAACUGAGAAUGGUACUCGCACCUCAAGAGGAAGUGCUAAUCAUCAACAACAUGGUCUGUUCAAAGCAUCAAGUACGAGCCAAAAAAAGUGUCAAAAGCCUGUCAGAGCAUCAGAUUCAACUAAAACUCCUACCAAUAAAAGGAAGGAAAGUGCAAGUGUUCCUUCAAUAGCUUCAUCUGAAGAAACUGAGGACAAAACAAUUGAAGAUGUUAAGGAAAUAGAUGUGAUGGAUGAGGCUCCUGUGUGUGAUCAGAGUAAUGGUACAGACAAUGAAACAGUUGAGACAGAAGAGAAUGCCAUUAAUGAUGACAAGGCAUGUGCAUCUCAGAAGAUUGAAGAGUUGGAGUCCAGAAUUGAAAAACUUGAGGAAGAACUUAGAGAAGUUGCUGCUCUUGAGAUUUCUCUCUAUUCUGUUGUACCAGAGCAUGGCAGUUCAGCACAUAAGGUUCACACACCAGCUCGGCGUCUUUCAAGGCUAUAUAUUCAUGCUUGCAAAUAUUGGACUCAGGACAAGAAGGCUACAAUUGCUAAAAAUACUGUGUCGGGACUCAUACUUAUUGCAAAAUCCUGUGGCAGUGAUGUUUCAAGGUUGACAUUCUGGUUGUCAAACACAGUUGUCCUUAGAGAGAUUAUCUCUCAAACUUUUGGCAACUUGUCCAAUUUCAAUGCAACUAUGAAGAUGGUUGCAUCAAAUGGUGGUGCAAGGAAAACUGAUGAACAACAUACAUCACUUAAAUGGAAAAACAAUUCUGGCAACAAAAAAGGAAAAAACCUUGGCCUUUUGUCAGUGAUAUAUGAUUGGCAAGAUACAAACACAUUUACACAAGCUCUGGAAAAGAUUGAAUCUUGGAUAUUCUCCCGAAUUGUUGAAUCAGUGUGGUGGCAAACAUUGGCACCCCACAUGCAAACACCAAUGGAGGACUUGUACACUCCAAGAAUCUCAGGAAAAUUGCUAGAACCAUCACUUGGUGAUCAGCCGCAAGGAAGCUUUUCUAUCAAUUUAUGGAAAAGUGCAUUUCAUAAUGCUUUCAGUAGAAUAUGCCCAGUCCGUGCCGGAGGCCAUGAGUGUGGCUGCUUACCUGUAUUGGCGAGAAAGGUGAUGGAGCAAUGUGUAUCUAGAUUAGAUGUUGCCAUGUUCAAUGCAAUUUUGCGCGAGUCAGCUUAUGAGAUUCCUACCAAUCCUAUUUCCGAUCCAAUUAUCGACUCCAAUGUGUUGCCAAUUCCUGCUGGCAAUUUAAGCUUUGGAUCUGGUGCACAACUCAAAAACUCUAUAGGAAAUUGGUCUAGAUGGCUUACAGAUGUAGUUGGCAUGGAUGAUGACGAUUCAUGGAAAGAGGAUGGAGACACUGAUGAGAAUGAUAAUGGAAAGGAAGUAACCAAAUCAAAAUCUUUUCGCCUUCUUAAUGAAUUAAGUGACCUUUUGAUGCUCCCCAAGGACAUGCUACUUGAAAAGGCAGUCAGGAAAGAGGUCUGCCCUUCAAUCGGGCUGCCCUUGAUAACACGGGUACUCUGCAACUUCACCCCCGAUGAGUUCUGUCCUGAUCCUGUUCCUGGAGUUGUGCUCGAGGAAUUGAACACCGAGAGCAUUCUUGAACGCAGAUUGUCUGAAAAGGAGCUAAUCGGGGGCUUCCCCUGCGCAGCUGCUCCGGUAGUGUACUCGCCUCCUUCAGCGGAUGAUGUGGCUGAGAAGGUGGCUGAUGUCAGUGGUAGAGCCGAGCUAGAUCGGAGAGCAUCCAUGGUGCAGAGGAAGGGGUAUACUAGUGAUGACGACUUGGAUGAAUUAGACAACCCUCUUGCCGGAAUCACAGACAAAACCACCCCUAGUAGUGGUGACAAAAAAGAAAACUCACAAGCUAAUUCAGUUAGACACAAACUCCUCCGAGAAGUAUGGUGCGUGUAAAUACUAAACCUUCAUCGAGUGCCAACCAAAUCAAAAGCUCACAAACCUCCUAUCUGAAAAUACCAUGGUACUGAAAUUCUCAUCUUCUGCUCAUCCUAUUCAGGUUAUGACCGGAGGUAUGAAAACUACAUUCGGUAAUAACACAUUAGUUCGGUUCUUUGUACGAAUUAGACGGUCUACAUAUCGUAUUUAUUCUCUCUGAAGGAAUAUAUAUGAAAUCUUCCUUCAAAUGAAUUACCUGAAUCUGCUGCAUGGUCAGUUUGGUAGAAGUUGAAGCUCAUGAGAGAUAUUUCCAUAACUGCUUAUGUAUAUGUUUGGUUUAUGGAAGAGUUCAUGCUUUCUUAAGAAAUAGAAUAAAAUGGAAAUCUCUUUGUUUGGUUUGAGAUACAGAACUGUUUAAUCUUGUUUCUUCAAUGAAAUUUAUUUUGUACAUUUUUUUUAA
Messenger RNA from Zingiber officinale, 2958 nucleotides. RefSeq lists its product as uncharacterized. The transcript is spliced from 8 exons. The record is from RefSeq and is a predicted model, not a curated record. The coding region runs from base 420 to 2516 and encodes 698 amino acids. Gene Ontology annotation, cellular component: nuclear pore. Lineage: Eukaryota; Viridiplantae; Streptophyta; Magnoliopsida; Zingiberales; Zingiberaceae.